AUGGAGCGUAAUCAAUGUGAAAGCAUCCAGAUGCAAUGGGAUGUUGGCAGUUUACUAGUUGUAGGACAGCCGCACCUUGAUGGCAGCAGCGAGGAGCAGGUGAUAGUUGCCAAUCCUCCAGAUGUUUGCCAGGUAGUAGAGGUGACAACAGAAAGUGAUGAACAGCCUCUCAGCAUGAGCCAGUUGUACCCCCUACAGAUCUCCCCUGUCUCGUCCUACGCAGAAAGUGAAACGACCGACAGCGUUCCAAGCGAUGAAGAAAAUGCAGAGGGACGACUUCAUUGGCAGAAGAAAAACAUUGAAGGCAAACAAUAUCUCAGCAAUCUGGGAAUGCGGAACACUUCUCAUAUGCUUCCCAGCAUGGCUACUUUUGUAGCCAACAAGCCUGACCUCCAGGUCACCAUCAAAGAAGAAAGCUGCCCGCUGCCUUACAACAGCUCCUGGCCCCCUUUCCCAGACAUCCCUCUGCCACAAGUAGUGUCCACAGCCUCCACUAGCAGCAGCCGGCCAGACCGCGAGACACGGGCUAGCGUCAUCAAGAAAACGUCAGACAUCACCCAGUCAAGAGUCAAGAGCUGCUAAGCCUUUGACAGUGUGUUUUUUAGCUUUGUUUUGUUUGGUUUUGUAUUUUACGUUUCUCUAGGAGAGGUUCAUCCCUUGACGCACAUUAGACAAAUCUAAGGUAAAGAAAGCCUUGGCAAUAUAAAACAUUGCUGUGUCUGACUCCAGUGCCGGAGUGUUUUUAACUCAGGACUCCAGCCGUCAGUGUGUACAUCUGAACCCAGGUGGACUUGCAGGGUUGCUACGUAGGAAAAUAAAACAAGAACUUUGGCCCACUUGCAGGUUCCAGUGUUUCAUAAGAGGACCAACUGACCACAAGGGAAGUGGUGCUGCUGCGCUUCUUGCUGUCAAGGCUGUGAUGGAACUGAAAGCCUCAGAAUGGAAGAGAAAAUGUGAACUAGCUGGAAUAUUUUUAAAUAAGAAAAAAUCUAUUGUGAAUAUUGUACAUAGUGCAGUACUAGCAACGUUGCAGUCUGCUUCUGCACCUUAUUAAGAAAGCACUUACAAAAGGCCUUUUAUUACCUUGCUCUACUUAAUGGCACAUUGAAGGUCACUCCCUACCUGUAUUCUUUUCCAAGGCUAUUCUUGCUAAAGUGUCUCUAAAGAAUAGUGGAAAGGAAAGAAAGUUAAAACUUUCCAUGUGGAUUUCAUACAUUUUAAGACUGCUUUUCUCGUGUUUGUUUUCUAAUCUGCUAUGCUUGAAUGCCGCGUGGUACAAUAGGGGAAAAAAAAAAAACAAAAAAACUAUUACAGAGAUGUUAUGCAAAUUCCCAGAUUUAAAAAAAAGAAUACUCUAAUUCUAACCAGAGCAAGCUUUUUUAUUUUUUAUACAGGGGAAUAUUUUAUUCAAAAUAAAAUUCUAAAGUGAAUAUAAUUUUUUUUAAUCUUUUCUACAGCAAAUUUAUAAUUUUAAGAUUCAAUCCUUGGUUAUCAGCAGUUAUUACAUCCUUGUGGCACAUUUUUUUUUUUAAUUUUGUAAAGGUGAAAUAGCUUUUAUGAGCUCAUGUAGCAAUCAGAUUAUCCUGUGGAUUGAUAAUAAAUAUGGUAUAUAGUUAAA
This is a messenger RNA of Meleagris gallopavo (turkey), 1618 nucleotides long. Lineage: Eukaryota; Metazoa; Chordata; Aves; Galliformes; Phasianidae. The record is from RefSeq and is a predicted model, not a curated record.